AUGGUCCCCAACAACUCCCCCCAGAUCUCAAGAACACGAUUCUUCGCCAUGUCCGGGUGGCUCCACCAGCCACGAGGACUCGGAUUUUUGCACGCCAAGGGUCAACCUCUGUGGCUCGUGUCGAAGAGCACGAUGACUCAGCACAAUGUUGGAGCUCUGGUGGUCGUUAAACCAGGGGAGGAAAAGUCGAUUGCAGGAAUUAUCAUUGAAAGAGAUUACCUCCAGAAAAUAAUUGUUCAGGGAAGGCCAUCCAGGUCAACGAAGGUUGGAAACAUCACUCAAGAGGUAUGGACGCACGAAGACCGAGGCAUCGAAGAAGUCUUCUCCAGCGACCAGAGGUGUGAAGAAGACCCACCACUUACGUACCAAGACAGUGGUGCUCCAUAUUUUCUACAGAUUGGAGAAUCAUCAGUGAACAAUGGCAGCCUCCAUCGAAUAUUUAGCAGCUCGCCGCGGGCCGACCUGGUGGACUCUUCCUACACAAACUCUAGCUUCCUACUCGCCUUGGAGUAUUCUGAUCUGAUUCACCCUACUCUCUUUUUCAGCCAUGGAAUUGGGCUUGAUAUCAGCGAAUCCAUCAAACAGGUAUGA
Striga hermonthica is the source of this 591-nucleotide messenger RNA. The record is from the annotation of a GenBank genome assembly. NCBI's taxonomy places the organism in Eukaryota, Viridiplantae, Streptophyta, Magnoliopsida, Lamiales, Orobanchaceae.